Trichechus manatus latirostris (Florida manatee) is the source of this 1712-nucleotide messenger RNA. RefSeq names its product GLIS family zinc finger 2 (gene GLIS2). Lineage: Eukaryota; Metazoa; Chordata; Mammalia; Sirenia; Trichechidae. The record is from RefSeq and is a predicted model, not a curated record. Bases 61 to 1635 code for a protein of 524 amino acids. The transcript has 6 exons. Gene Ontology annotation, cellular component: nucleus. Gene Ontology annotation, biological process: regulation of transcription by RNA polymerase II. Gene Ontology annotation, molecular function: RNA polymerase II cis-regulatory region sequence-specific DNA binding; DNA-binding transcription factor activity, RNA polymerase II-specific.
UGAAGACCAAUCUGGGAGCCCCACUCGCCUGGCCGCCCCUGACCCCAGCCCCCCAUCACCAUGCACUCCUUGGACGAGCCGCUCGACCUGAAGCUGAGUAUCACCAAGCUCCGGGCGGCGAGAGAGAAGCGGGAGAGGACAAUGGGUGUGGUCCGGCACCGCACUCUGCACAGGGAGCUCGGCCUGGUGGACGGCAGCCCCACCCCAGGCUCCCCAGGCUCCCCACCCUCAGGCUUCCUGCUGAACCCCAAAUUCCCUGAGAAGGUGGAGGGACGCUUUUCGGCGGCCCCUCUGGUGGACCUCAGCUUGUCCCCGCCGUCUGGGCUGGACUCCCCCAAUGGCAGCAGCUCACUGUCUCCUGAGCGCCAGGGCAACGGGGACCUGCCUCCAGUGCCCAGCGCCCCGGAUUUCCAGCCGCUUCGCUACCUGGACAGCAUGCCCAGCUCCUUCCAGUUCUUCCUGCCCCUGGGCUCUGGGAGUGCCCUGCACCUGCCUGCUUCCUCCUUCCUCACUCCCCCCAAGGACAAGUGCCUCUCGCCCGAGCUGCCCCUGCCCAAGCAGCUUGUGUGUCGCUGGGCCAAGUGUAACCAGCUUUUUGAGCUCCUGCAAGACCUGGUGGACCACGUCAACGACUACCACGUGAAGCCUGAAAAGGAUGCUGGGUACUGCUGCCACUGGGAGGGGUGUGCCCGCCACGGCCGGGGCUUCAAUGCCAGGUACAAGAUGCUGAUCCACAUCCGCACGCACACCAACGAGAAGCCUCAUCGCUGCCCCACCUGCAACAAGAGCUUCUCCCGCCUGGAGAACCUGAAGAUCCACAACCGGUCACACACAGGUGAGAAGCCCUACGUCUGCCCCUACGAGGGCUGCAACAAGCGUUACUCUAACUCGAGCGACCGCUUCAAGCACACGCGCACCCACUACGUGGACAAGCCCUACUACUGCAAGAUGCCCGGCUGCCACAAGCGCUACACGGACCCCAGCUCGCUGCGCAAGCACAUCAAGGCCCACGGCCACUUCGUGUCCCACGAGCAGCAAGAGCUCCUGCCGCUGCGCCCACCCCCCAAGCCCCCGCUGCCCGGCCCCGACGGUAGCCCCUAUGUCAGCGGGGCCCAGAUCAUCAUCCCCAACCCUGCCGCCCUCUUCGGAGGCUCUGGCCUGCCCGGCCUGCCCCUGCCCCUGGCCCCCGGCCCCCUCGACCUCAGCGCACUGGCCUGUGGCAAUGGUGGGGGUGGUGGGGGUGCGGCGGGCAUGGGUCCCGGGCUGCCAGGCCCUGUCCUGCCGCUCAACCUGGCCAAGAACCCACUGCUGCCCUCUCCCUUCGGGGCAGGUGGACUGGGUCUGCCCGUGGUCUCCCUUCUCGCUGGCUCCGCUGGCGGCAAGGCUGAGGGGGAGAAGGGGCGUGGGUCAGGGCCAGCCAGGGCCCUGGGCUUGGAGGGCCGAAAGACACCACUUGAGAGGACUGAGGGUGGCCGCUCCCAGCCCGGCCCUGACGGACCACCUCUGCUGCCAGGCACCGUGCUGGACCUGUCCACCGGAAUCAGCUCGGCAGCCAGCAGCCCAGAGGCGCUGGCUCCCGGCUGGGUGGUCAUCCCACCGGGCUCCGUGCUGCUCAAGCCUGCCGUGGUGAACUGAGCCGCCCAGCUCCUGGCCCCACCUUGACGAACGGAAACUCUUCUGCGAAAUAGCAAUAAUGUCCUCCUGCCUGCGGG